Felis catus (domestic cat) is the source of this 1949-nucleotide messenger RNA. It is a transcript of the gene VRK3, whose product is annotated as VRK serine/threonine kinase 3. Gene Ontology annotation, biological process: peptidyl-serine phosphorylation; signal transduction. Gene Ontology annotation, cellular component: nucleus; cytoplasm. The transcript has 15 exons. The coding region runs from base 215 to 1576 and encodes 453 amino acids. The record is from RefSeq and is a predicted model, not a curated record. Lineage: Eukaryota; Metazoa; Chordata; Mammalia; Carnivora; Felidae. Gene Ontology annotation, molecular function: ATP binding; protein serine/threonine kinase activity.
CCUUCCUCGGGUCGAGGAUGCGCGCGCAGCGCUUUCCGCCUCCCGGAAGUUUACGCGGGACAACUAAGAAGGUGAGUCCUACUUCCCGCGAAGGGUCGGAGAAUCUGGCCGCAGAUACCUGGCUCCCAACCCCGCUCACGAAGUCCAGAGGUCUCUUCUAAGAUGGAGUUUCCAGCCCAGGGAAUCUGAAGGCCAGACUGUGACCCCAUUAAGCAUGAUCACCUUCUGUCCAAACUGUGGCAAAAAUAUCGAAGCGACAUUCAAAUUCUGCCCCUACUGCGGGAAACCUUUGCCUGUGGAGGAGCAUGAAGGGUGCCAGACCUUUGUCAGACCGCUUACGUCGUCCUUCCGAGGCUCAAAGAGAAAGAGGAGCACCAGUUCUGAAAGCUCUUCCAAGAAAGUGAGAUGGUCUAGCACUGUCACCUCUUCCUCGUCAUCCGUCUUCUCUGAUGGUGACAGUUCUGGGUCUGAAGAUACCUUGAGACCCUGUGAGAGACCCAAAGAGUCCUGGAGCAGACCCCCAACCCCCAAAAGCAGCCCACAAGCGACCAGGCAAAGCCCUCAGACCCUGAAGCGGAGCCGGGUGACAACCUCGCUUGAGGCUUUACCCACAGGGACGGUGGUGACAGACAAGAAUGGGCGACACUGGAAACUGGGAUCCCUCCAGACCAGGGACAACCAGGGCAUUCUCUAUAAAGCCGAGCCUGUCUCCACCUUCACCUGCAAGUCAAGUCCGCAGAAACAAAGAUUCUCGCUUAAACUAGAUGCCAAGGACGGGCGCUUGUUCAUUGAGCAGAACUUCUUCCAGCGGGCGGCCAAGCCUUUGCAAGUGCACAAGUGGAAGAAGCUGAACUCGACCCCCCUCCUGGCCAUCCCCACCUGUGUCGGUUUUGGCAUUCACCAGGACAGGUACAGGUUCUUGGUGUUUCCCACCCUGGGGAGGAGCCUUCAGUCGGUCCUGGAUGACAACCCAAAGCAUAUAAUGUCGGUGAGGUCUGUGUUCCAGAUGGCCUGCCGGCUGCUGGAUGCCCUGGAGUUCCUCCAUGAGAAUGAAUACGUCCAUGGAAAUGUGACAGCUGAGAACAUCUUUGUUAAUCCAGAGGACCUGAGCCAGGUGAUGCUGGGAGGCUAUGGUUUCACCUUCCGCUAUGCCCCCGGUGGCAAACACGUGGCCAAUGUGGAAGGCAGCAGGAGCCCACAUGAGGGGGACCUUGAGUUCAUUAGCCUUGACCUGCACAAGGGAUGUGGGCCCUUCCGCCGCAGCGACCUCCAGACCCUGGGCUACUGUUUGCUGAAGUGGCUGUACGGGAUCCUGCCAUGGACAAACUGCCUUCCCAACACCGAAAAGAUCAUGAAGCUGAAACAGAAGUUUCUUGACAACCCGGAGGCCCUCGUGGGACAGUGCAGUCGCUGGAUCAGUCCCUCAGAGACCCUGCAGGAGUACCUGAAGGUGGUGAUGGCCCUGAAGUACGACGAGAAGCCGCCCUACACCAUGCUGAGGAACAAUCUAGAAGCCCUGCUGCAGGAUCUGCGGCUGUCAGCCUACGACCCCCUGGACCUCCAGAUGAUACCAUAGAUCUUUCAACUCAUGGUUUGAAAUAGAAAAAAACCCAAACAAGAAAUGUGACUCAAGGCCUGCUGUAGUAUCACAGAUAUGCUUCUAGAAAGAUCCCUUGAAUGUGCAUGCCUGCUGCUUCUUUAAGCAUCACUAUGAAUCAGUCUUGAUUAGCAUCAGGGAACCCAGCAGUUAGGCUCCAGAUAAUGUGAAUUCCUCCUUUCGAUUGUCUCAUCCUUUCAGCCAUCGUCACCUACCAGCCUCUGGGGUUGUGGACAGAGAAGACCCCCAGCUCAUGGUCGGGGGUGAGCCAGCCCCCUCAGUCAGCACCCUUCCCGCUACUAUUGGCACUACUAUGAUUUGGUAAUAAAUUGUUUCGUUGGAGCUUGGAUAA